Messenger RNA from Phyllostomus discolor (pale spear-nosed bat), 342 nucleotides. RefSeq names its product WAP four-disulfide core domain 13 (gene WFDC13). NCBI's taxonomy places the organism in Eukaryota, Metazoa, Chordata, Mammalia, Chiroptera, Phyllostomidae. Gene Ontology annotation, molecular function: peptidase inhibitor activity. Gene Ontology annotation, cellular component: extracellular region. The transcript is spliced from 3 exons. The record is from RefSeq and is a predicted model, not a curated record. The coding region runs from base 74 to 325 and encodes 83 amino acids.
UCCCCUAAGCUGUGCCUGCUCAAACCCGGCAGUCCUCAGCCCGGACUUACCACCCGCCCUGCCAGCCAGCCACAUGAAGCCUGUGCCGCUUCUCCAGCUCCUGCUGUCCAUUCUCCUAGCACCACAGCUGGUGCCUGGGAGCCCCAAGCAACAUCUUAUAAAGUAUAUUUUGGAACCUCCGCCCUGCAGAGUGGCCCCUGGAAACUGUACUAUGUUCUGUACAGAGCAGGAAGAUUGCCCAACAGGACUUCAGUGCUGUUCUGCCUUCUGUGGGAUAAUCUGUACGGUAAACACACAGGACACCCGUAAAAAAAAAUCUCCAUAAAUGUCAUGAUUAAGAGC